Molecule: messenger RNA, 9428 nt
Organism: Schistosoma rodhaini
Lineage: Eukaryota; Metazoa; Platyhelminthes; Trematoda; Strigeidida; Schistosomatidae
Source: the annotation of a GenBank genome assembly
CUUUGAAUCACACAUCCUUCAUGUUCUCAUUAGCCUUCAAGUGUGAUCCUGAGUUACAAUUAAUUUUUGCAUUGAGUCAUGCUUUUUUAGAUAUCCAUGCCUCUGGCCGAAUUAAUAAGGGAUCUUCUACUGUUAGAAACUACAUCGAAACGCUUAAUUACUCCAGUCAUUUUAAAAAUGCAUGCAUUUCAUGACAAUUUACAAGAGAAUGAACUUACCAUCGCACUCUACUAAUUUUCUUCAAUUAUCUAGACAUUACAAGACGUUAGUUAGUCGUAUGAAGCGCAAUACUCAAUGUAGAUUUUAGUUGGCUGUGCAUGAAGGCAUUCGCAAAGAAAAGGGCUCCCGAUGCCUCAGAUAACGGACCUGAACCUAGUAAGUUUUAUCCUGUUGUUUAUUAAUGGAAAUAUAUCAUGGUUUCUCCCUGUGACAAACCCUUAUUUCUAAGUUCUUUGUUUGUUGUCAAGUGAAUAAAACCUUUUUAUUCAAUAAAGCAUCCAUAGAUAAAGUGAGGAGCUUCUUCUCAAAGUUUGGCAGUGGUUUGCGUACUGCUUUCGUCAAACCACAACAUCCUAGUGUGCCAGUUACUAGUCGUGACGUUAACAAUUUCUGUUAUUCUUCUGAUGAACUGACAACAAGCAAAGAAGUUUUUUCGGCCUCAAACGAGACAGUUGAUACUCUUCAUCCUUUAAGGUAUGUUUAAAUUUUAACUGAGGUUCUGAAGGUAUGUUGGCUUCGACCUACUUUCUAAUUUGGUCAAAUGUUUGGUUUAGAGGUGGUAAAAUUUACGAAACGUUUCCUAUCUACUUCGUUACCGACCGUAUAUAUUAGUUGCUUUGUUGUCUGGUGGAUUGUUGGAUCUAUUUCCCUGUAACUGGUCUGAGAUCUAUUUAGUAUUGGGUGGCACAUUGACUAUUCGUGUUUAUAUGUAGCUACUAUGUAAUAGUUCACCUUUUUCCUUAGCUAAAGCUACCAUAUUUAUGUGAAAAACAUAUUCGAGUGUAAACUUAUCUUUAUACACUAGUGAGUUUUUAUCUUUGUACAUCUUUGGUGAGGCGAAUCCUUGUUGCCCUCCUUACGGCUGUCGAGGUCAGUUAUGUAUAUUUAAUUGCUAUUUUACUCAUGUUCCAUGUCCAUAUUUAUAUGCAGGUCUAAGUUUUUAUGUUGUUGCUCUCUGCAAAGUCCUGGAGUAUCGUAGUUUUUCAUUAAAGUCACCACUAUUUUUUUUCGAGUUCACUCAAAGUCUACCAUACUUUUCAAGCAACCAGAUAUAUCAGCGACAGUGAUCUCUUUUGUUUCACUUCCUGAUGGGUGUCUUACUUGGUAUAGCAACACUGCUGCUAUGUCCAUCCAUUUCAUACAAAUGAAAAAUAAAUAAAUCCUUACAUUCUUUGUAUCGAUUAACUUGCAGUUGUUUAGUCACACUGCAUUCACAUGCUCUCAUUGUCAGAUAUAAAUAACGUGUCCUGUAAAAUAUCGUAAUGAUAACACUAACCAGGUUCAAUCCUGAGAUUGUAAUAUCGUCCACUGCAAAUUUGUUAGGUUCUGUACUAAAUUACCCAACUGUUUUAGUCUACCCACUGGGACCCAUCAUUCAGAUAGCUAUUUAAAAAGUUUGUGGGAUAUGUUGCUUUUUCUUCAAGUUCUAUAUACCGAACUCCUGAAGAGGUUAGCUUGAGUAGUUGUCAAACAUUGGCUACGGUAGGAGUAUUACUGAAAUAGGAAUGACAUGGAGUAUAUACCUCGCAGUUAUAAAAUAUAGCAUUUAAACCGAAGCAUUAUGGUUAAACCUAGUCAUAUUUCCUCUUGUUUAUCACAAGUGCCAUUCAGUGAAGCGUUCAGUAAAGUUUUCAACGCGACUUGUUAUUUAUGAAAACAUCACUGAUAUCUUACAAACACAGUAAUAUUUAUUUGGGUGCGUAGUCUACAGUUAAGUUCUAUAUAGUACAGUAACCAUGAAAAACAGAUUUAGUUGCAAAAAUCAUUAACUCAAAUGAUAUUUAUAUAUUUCACUGACUAUAACUAAUGUAUUUUAUAGCUCUUUGUACCGACUAUUCAGUUUAAUAAUCUUAGUGAAGUAAGAUAUAGUUCAAUCGAGAGCGAAUUUAAUACACGUAUGGACCUCAAUACAUGGCUAGCUACCCGUGGUUACACUUAGGUCUGAUUGUUUAUAACCAUAGAAACUUACAAUCUAUUAACACAAGGUAACUAAAUCUUGCUAACUUGUUGUAUGCACUCAUAAACUUUGGUUCUUCUUAAUCAGCAUUUUAUUAUUCUGGUCUGUUCAUAAUGUAAAAUAUCUCAUUACUAAGAAGUUUUAGCACGUCAUUAUUUUUAUAUCCUUUUAGAACUGACCACCCAACUGUAAGAGAGUUUUGUUGCCCUUUAGAUCAUAGAAUCCCCUAAUAUAAUACUGGAUGGCUUGUUAAAUUAUUUAAUAUGUAUUCAAUCCAAGCAGCUUAUUCUUUUAUGGUUAAAGCUUCUAACUUACAAUCACUUAUUAACGCAUUGAAAUGCCAAUUUUGUCACAUUUUUUCGGAAAGCUAGAAGUGGUUUAAGUUCAUGUAUAAAAACUCGUACUUGGUUACAUAGUCACAUUAAGUUUGGGCACCCGGGCAGUAUUCCAGUCCUCACACAAAUCGAAUGAUCUAUGUGGCUCAUAUCUAUUUGGUGCAUUCUUGUACCAAUGUUUAUGUGUCUAAAUAAAUAAAUCCAAACCAUGUAUCGAUAAUUUUUCUAUAUGACGUAUCAGGACAUUUCGUGUUUCAUGGUUUAUUUUUGAACAGGAUUCUUUACUAUCCCAUCAAGCACUUGUUAACAGCUUUUUUAUUUGUUUAUUUAUUGUCUCUUGUCAUUUAUAUCUAUUGCUACUACUUACUAACGGAAUGAGAUAGCCGUAAAUCUUGUGUUACAGCGUAGUUUCGAUUGCGUCAACUGAACACUGCAUUUCAAUAUAACCUCUCAGUAAAGCUUUUGGUUAAGCGAAAAGGUGACUCCAAUUUAUUUCUCUUGUAAUGGCACAUAUUCACUGGUGGCGUACAACGUAAUUAAGUUAACAUACAUAUUUUCACGGUUUUAUUUAGCCUUUCCUGUUAACUAUAACAGGAAUUGUAGAUACUGUUGUUUAGUUUCAUCAUUCUUAAAACGUUUGGUAACGGUAUAGAUCUGAUGUUUAUAAAAAGCAUUUGGAUACUGAAUAUAUGGGUUGUCAUUUUAUUAUUUGGUGGUGUAGGUUCCACUCAGACCUCAAAUAAUCAUUUGGUAGUGAUGGCUAAUAAGUGUUGUUUUUCUUAAUUUUUAUUUAAACACAAACAUUGGUACAAGAAGACACAAUAGAUAUACGCCACAUAAGUCAUUCGAUUUGUGCGAGGACUGGGAUACUGCCCUACACUAAUAAGUGUAGUAUAUUCUUCGCUUCACCGAUAUGUCAAGUAUAUUUUUUGGUCAAUAUAAACUUUUUGCCUUCGUUUACUCUAAAUGGUUAGUUUUAGGGAACAACCAAGUUUGUGCAUUUAGCAAUCUUUGACACAGUUUAUUGUUAAAGCACUCGUCUUUCGAGCCGUAGGUAGCGGGUUCGAAUCUCUAUCUGAGAACUAGAUUAUUUCUGGAUUCGGGAGUAUCUCGUAGUGUUAAAGCGAUUGUCAUCCUCAUCUUUAUUUUUCUCUUGGGUCAAUCAUGAAUUAACUUGCAGAGUAUGAAUCUCCCAAUUAUACUUUAGGUACUGGUUUCCAUCAUACUCCACAGAUUGCUCAAAACUCGUUGAGAAAUGACUUUGGAGUACCAAGCUGGUUUUCAUAUAGAUCUUGGAUACAUUGACCAUGUAUCAACCCCCCCCCACCAAAUAUCCGAAAACUAACGUAACUAUUUCAGGCUAACAGUCAUAUUUUUCCUGACAUCAGAACCAUCUCGAUUCGUCGUAUAGAAAUCUAAUCGAACAUUGUAUGAUAAAGAAAAAUAUCCUUAGGAACCUUGCUUACACCUUAAAGUUCUGUACAAAAACACCUAAAAGAGAUUGAUGGUAUAUAGCUGCUUCUUUGCUUUUCGAAUUGCUUUUCUUGUCUUAUUAUACCGGACGUUUUUGGUGCUAGAAAUGAAUAAACCAAAAAAAACUAAAUAAUCUUUAUAUGUUGAAAACAAUAUCGGGACAUUUUCCAUCUAGGUCACCAUCUAUUUCGUGGAGACUCAAGUCUUGUCUCUUGUAAUUCUAGUCUGCCUGAGCUAAGGGUUUCUGAUUCCUGUCUUCGUAAAGUUAUUCAUAUUCAUGUGGUUAAAUCAUGCAAGUGACCGUAAUAUCACCUGUUAUACAGCUAAGUAUGAGACCUUUUCUAAAAAAAAGGGAGCGACUUGACAUAUGAGCUCUUAUAUUCUUACUACUCUUAUACUGCUUAUGCUCUUACUACUCCUACCACUAUGGGAUUUGAAUUGACAACUUAAUCUCUGUGCUGACUGACUGAACAUACGAGCUAUCAUGAAUUAGUUAUAUUUUACUUGUAUGGUUUGAGUGGUUAUCGUGUCGAUUGUUGCCAGCAUAUGGUGACUAAUUGAAAGAAAUAGAGAGGCGGUGGCAUAAAGAAUAGUACUGCGUGAACACAUGUGGUGGAACCUGAGUACCUGUAUGAUUUUCUUAAAUUAUCAUAACUUUCUAACUUCUGGCCUCCAAAUGCCCUGGUGCGGCCAAGGGUGGGGAAAGUCAACUCUCCUUCUCGAAAUGGCCUCACAUGACCACACGUAGACGGUCACUGCCAGGGAGGUCCUACUCACUACCUUCUCAGGGCAUUACUGUUGUUUACGAAAUUGAGAGGAUGAAGGGCGAAUGUCCGACGCUUUAACCGGUUUGGUGGACACGGAGAGUCCACCCUUGGAAGUUGGAAAACCCUUAUUCCAAACCAAUGGUGAACAUGGGCUCUAGGAUCCUGAAGUAACAAAUGGCGUAUGAACCAAUCGUUGGUCACCAGCUACCAUGGGACUGCAUCUCGUGACAUUCCUCCACUGCCUUGUGGACCAAACCUUUAGGUCGAAGGUUCCGGGUGUCUCCGUAAGGGAAGCUAUUUGCUUCGGUCUGGGCAUCUGAACAGUCUCACAGACCACAUACAAACCAAGUGACUUGUGUGAUUCAUAUGUAUUCGGUGCCACUUUGUACCAAUGUUUGUGUGUGUUCAAAUAAAUAAAUAGAUAUAACUUCUUACCUGAUUGGAUGUCGUCAACAGUCCAAUUCUGUAUCGAACAUAUCGUACUUUUUUAUCAUUUUCCAUUUGAACAGUUAAGAAUAACAGUACAAACUCCGGAGUAUAUUUUACUUGACUGCUUUUAUAUCUCCUAUUUAUUUGUCAUCCAUUUCUUAUUUAUUUAGUUGUUUUCUUCAUUGUUGUUAUAUUUUCAUACCUAGUACAUCUUUUGUAUAUACUGCACUGAGAUUUCUCUGAAAUAAAUAUAUUAGUAAUAUUAAAGUGUAGUGUAUCUAUAACAUUUGUAUAUUAACUUAGAUCUUUUCUAAAUAAAAUACUGCGAAGACAAGUUGUAAUCUAUUUGUUCCUUGACGAGGCAGUAUACUCACUAUUGGUACAUGUAAUGCGUAAAUUCCAUUAGGUGGUAUUUUUGUGGCUAGAGAAUUUGGCUUUCAGUCGUAGAAUCGCAAGUUUAAAGCCUACUGUACCUACUGAGGUUUGAGCUGACAAGUACCCGUCAAACUUCAGGUAUAGCUUAAAGCUGAGUACAUCAGUCUAUGCUUAACUAGUUAGUUAUCCCUUUGUGCCUAGUGACGUUAUCAGGAAUACAAAAAUCAAAAGUAAAUAGGUCACAUAGAAAAGAUAAAGCUCUGAGUACUAAGAAGUUAGAGUAAUACUAUAUUAAAGAUUCGAAAGAAAAUAAAGAAAAAAAUGCAUUUGCACUUCUUUGGCGUUUUUCUUAAAAACUUUGUCGCGUUAAGUCUCUGUUCGUGUAUAAUAAUUACUUCAUGAACCUCAGUCAAGAAGUUUAUACCUUCCACCACGUGUAAGACUAAGAUUCAGUAACCUAUAGACUGAUGUUAUCUUACAUUCUUAUUGGAAGAAAGAAAAAGGUUUAAAACGUUCUCCUAAUGUAACUUAUGUUGUUUGAGAGGCUGUAUUUUUUCAGCGUCAUAACGGGAUAUAUUGUUUGCGCGUUUCGUGUUGAUAAAAAGUUAUCUAGUUAAGUAAUAGACUCACUAGUAAUCUAACGAGUAAAUAUUUACGUUGAGCUGUUUACCCGUUAAGUAGAACGGGAAAGCGGACAUUUUUAGUGAGUACCGCUUGGCGCUGUCAACACAGACGGUCUGAAAGACACUAUUCCAGUAAAGACUAUUUUGUUGAGUUGUGUACCUCAAUUACGAGCCUUUCAGCAAUAAGCAUGACCAUAAGCUUUUUCAGUCGACAAAGCCCAGUGCCCCAUUGAAGUCAAAAUAUUCAUUUGGACGUCAGUAAGUGUGCUUAUGUAUUACAACUUAAUGAAGGAUAAUAGUUUAAUCAAUAUAUCCUAAAACUGUUAAGUAUUGAAUAUUUAUCGGUUUAGGAAUCUGAUUUCUCUUUAUCAAAGGGAGAUGUUUUAUUUACCGAGACCGGUGAUAAUAAAAUGGAAUUACUCUGAGCACUUAAACUUUAAUGCCUUAUUCUGUCAAACUAAUGAUCAUGACCUCUAAAAACCUCUCAAUUCAACCUGUCAGGCAGAAUCUGUUGGUUUCCAUUGUUUCAAGUUAGUUAUAACCUUUCCAACUUUUCAUUGUCAAUCACCAUACCAAUGAUGUUAAUCAUACAGGUUUGUAAUAAUCAAUAGUUCCAUAAAAUGACUAUGUUUAGUUCUAAACAAGUUAACUGCUAACUUACUCGUAAUCAAUUGCAUUGUUUUUUCUAUAUUUGACUUGUAUGUGUUCAUAUAUUUUAAACAGUAAUAUGAAAGGCGAUCGAGUUUCCUCUUCCGUUCGUAUAUUGAACGAACCACAUGGUUCUAGCCCACGAUCAUCACAUAUCCGUGGAAAUGUAUCUCCUCAAAAUUCUGCCUUUCGAGAUGAAUUGAACUCAAAACUUCGAAUUCGCCCUGGUCAUAAUCUUCAACCUAGAAUAACAACAAUUGCUAAAUCUGCUGAAAGUCCCGAUAGUUUAAUUUUACAUGAAUCCUCGUCACCAAAUCAAAAACAUUUAAGUAGUCCAUACUCAUCUCCUUAUAGUACUCGUGUAUUUGCAACAACCCCACCUAAUAGUACACAUGAGUCUAUCAGUUCAACUCCAUCAUCCUCUGGUGCCUCAGAGUUUGUCAGUUUACAGCAUAAAUUAGCUGUCAGUAGACCUCGAAAUCGUCGUCCACCAUCAAAAACUUGUGGUCAUGCAUUGAAUAAAACGGAUGAAGAUUUUGUUGGCUUCUUUUCCCCAUCACCCAAACGUGUAUCGGUUAAUAAUAAUUUCUUUCCAGUCUCCAAUCCUCAUUUGGGUCUUAUAAAAGAAGAAAGUGAAAUAAUACAUCGAAUAAGUGAACAACCUCAUCAAGAAAUAUCUGCCACUCAUCUACCCACUGAAAUAUUAACUGUAAGUACUGGUGAAUCGAUUAGUGAGAAUUCCAAUUCAAAUAAACUUGAUUCUCCACUUUCAAGACUAAAUUUAAGAGGCAGCGUAAAACCUGCGUUUGACUGGAAUUCUCUGGAACGUAAAUCUGAUUCCUAUCGUAAAUCCGACUGUUUACUCACAUCAUUUGAUCAAGAAACAAUAACACCUUUCAAACCCCCAAGCAAAAAUACAGGAUUUGAGAGAAUAAAAAUAAAUUCUACCAGUGAUUUUCAUAAUUUAACACCGCUUGCGUCAUACAAUGGCGGUGAUCAACAUAUUCGUCCACGUUCCAUGUUCAUCCCAUCAUCCGGUAAUGAAAUUCAGUCAUCACAGAUUUGUUUAAAAACGAAAGAUGUAAAUAAUAACUUGACAACCGAUCAUCAUGAUACCAAUCUGAAUAAUGCAAAACGAUCUUCUGAAUCAAUUCCAUCACUUGUUUUUGUCCCAUGUAAAGCGUCUGUGGAUAAUAACAGUGAUGAUACUACUAAUACCAAUAAUCAUGAUAGUAAUGUUGGUAAUAAUAAUCUCAAAGUUAGUAAUCAAACUACUCAUGUUCAUACUGAGACAAAAACACAUAUCUCUGUAUCUAUGAUGAAGAAACCUGUUUUGACUGGUGUUGAAGAAAAUUCAAAUAAAUGUUCUCAAAGUCCUAGUCCUCAGACAGUGGUCUUACGUCGAAAAAUUGAUGAAACUUCUCGUAUUAAUCCGCCAAGUGAACAUCGUGUAUCACGUGUACUGGAGUUGGUGAAAGCAUUUGAAGGGGGUGUUUGAUAAAUCAUCAAAUAUAGAUUAAUUAUGAAUUUUGGUGCUUAAUUUCUUUGCCACUUUACUUUUAUCAUGUUUAAUCACUACUAUUAUUUUUAUUGUUUUUACUUAUUGUAAUAUGACUGACAAACUUUAAUACUCCAACCUCUGAGAUGUUCUACUUUAUUUCAGUAAUUCUAUUCAUAAUUGCAAACUUUUAAAUGCAUACACAUACUAUUGAUCACAUUUUAUUCUCUAUCACUACUGAUUAUUUUCAUUUGGUUGCGCCAUAAUGUCUUUUUUCUGUUUUGAGGAGAAAAAUUGAUUUAAAAAACAUUUGUGAAUUAAUGACACUCUCUAUGAAUCCAAUUAUUAUUUAAACAUGUAAUUUUAUUUUCUAUUCACUCAAUUGUAUACUGUUUAAAUUAUACAAAUUUGACUAUGUAAUCACCUGUGUAUCUGUAUGUGUACAUCUUAUCAAUUCUACUUACUGAAAAUGAUUGAUUGUAUUGGUCUGUGCCUUAGAAAGCUACUUGCCCAUCAAAUUGAAACAAAAUCAACAAACUAUUCAAUGUGUCAAUAUUUUCUUUUUUUAUCAGGAAAAAUAUUAACAAAUGAUAAUAUAAUCAGAUUAAACAUACAGCAUGAAUUGUGUUUUUUUUCGCAAUAAGAAAAUGAUACAAAUUCUCCUUUGCAAUUUCAUUCAUUUCUUAUAAUUAAUACCACAGAUUUGAUUAUCUGGUUUCUCUGUCUUACUAUGUAUUAUAAUGAUAUUUUAUACAAUAAUCUAUUUAUUUGAUUGUUUACCGUUGGGUGCUUUAUCACUAUUCUCUAUUCUUGUUGAUUAAUACUAAUUAUUUGUAAUGAUUUGAUAAACAAUGAAGAAUUACGCUUUGUUUUCAAAAUAUAACACUAUCGUUGAUUCCUAAUGGCUCAUAGAAUGCAAAGACACUUCAGUACUUUUACAAAUUGUCAUUUUAAACUCAUCCUUCCAAAUGAUUUGUAAUAUCCAUACAUAAACCCUGUUGUUUUCAGGUGUUAACAGAAGACACACAAAAGAGAAAUAUGUAUAUCGUAAUUGCCAUUCAAUUAAUAUAUAUAUAUGGGUUUAAUCGAAAUAAAUUACGUCAU